Molecule: messenger RNA, 1069 nt
Organism: Arachis stenosperma
Lineage: Eukaryota; Viridiplantae; Streptophyta; Magnoliopsida; Fabales; Fabaceae
Product: ras-related protein RABB1b-like
Exons: 5
Coding region: 111-752 (213 amino acids)
Biological process (GO): regulation of endocytosis
Cellular component (GO): endosome
Molecular function (GO): GTP binding; GTPase activity
Source: RefSeq, a predicted model, not a curated record
CGUCACGCGCCUUCCCUUGUUUGUUUUCUUUUAAAACCCCAUUUAUCGCACAUUCCCAUUCUCUCUUUCUCCUUCGUGUCAACCACCGUUUCUUCUUCUUUUUCGGCGCCAUGUCUUACGAUUAUCUCUUCAAGUACAUCAUCAUCGGCGACACAGGUGUAGGGAAAUCGUGCCUGCUCCUGCAGUUCACUGACAAGAGGUUUCAACCCGUCCAUGAUCUCACCAUUGGCGUUGAGUUUGGUGCUCGCAUGGUCACCAUCGAUUCCCGACCCAUCAAGCUUCAGAUAUGGGACACUUGGUCUGAUGUGUUACCUAAAUAUGAGGUUGAUCCUUUUCAUAAAUCUUUCCUUCAACUGACAACAAGAAGGGUUUGUUUGUUGAUUAGGAGAGAGACUUUUAAUCAUUUAGCAAGUUGGCUGGAAGAUGCUCGGCAGCAUGCCAACCCUAACAUGACAAUCAUGCUGAUAGGCAACAAGUGUGAUCUUUCUCACCGAAGGGCAGUGAGCAAAGAGGAGGGUGAGCAAUUUGCAAAGGAAAAUGGACUUCUGUUCUUGGAAGCUUCUGCCAGGACAGCUCAAAAUGUGGAAGAGGCCUUCAUAAAGACUGCUACAAAGAUUCUCCAGAAUAUUCAAGAAGGUGUCGUUGAUGUGUCCAAUGAGUCAUUUGGUAUAAAACAAGCGAAUGUACGUCCCCAAGGUCAACCCGGUGGAAGAGAUGGAACUGUUAGUACUGGAGGUGGCUGUUGCAGCUGAUUAUGAGAAACUCAAACUCUAUGUGUAAUUAGGGGUGUGCUCUAUGUGUAAUUAGGGGUGUGCAUGGCCCGGCCCGGCCUCGAACACUUUAGGGACUAAUUUGGUGUGAUUUCACCGGGUCUAGGGCCGGGUAAGGAUCUCAAAAAUAGACUCGGUCAUUAUUUCGGGUUGGGUUCGGGCCAUGGCUCAGGUCAUCAGAACUUGGUCCAGUGGUCCGGUCAUAUACACAAUUAAUAUUGUGUUAUUAGCGAUGGAUGAUGGCUAUUCUUAUGUGGAAUUUAAGUAUUGUAAACUUUAAUAUUUUGUGUUAUUAGUUA